This is a messenger RNA of Nicotiana attenuata, 1879 nucleotides long. Its product is annotated as E3 ubiquitin-protein ligase PUB23-like. Gene Ontology annotation, biological process: protein ubiquitination. The coding region runs from base 500 to 1774 and encodes 424 amino acids. The transcript has a single exon. NCBI's taxonomy places the organism in Eukaryota, Viridiplantae, Streptophyta, Magnoliopsida, Solanales, Solanaceae. Gene Ontology annotation, molecular function: ubiquitin protein ligase activity. The record is from RefSeq and is a predicted model, not a curated record.
GUUGACUUCUCUCCUUUAUCAAUGUUCAUCUUAUAAUUGCAUGCACCUCCCUUUACUUCUCUUUACAAGUAUAUAUAUAUAACAACCCUUCUCUUGUUUUUCCACAAAAAUCAUCACCAACAUUUCAAUUCCUUCAACCUCUUAAAAACUCCACUUUAUUACCAUUAAAACUCUGUUGACUUGGUAUAGAAUCGUGUAGUCGUCGGUUUUAUCACUAGAAUACCUAUGAGAUAGUGGUCAACCUAUCGAAUGCCUUCUUUUUUACUUUUUCGAGAAGCCCUUUUACGAUAUUCUUUUCCUUCUCCCCUAAAAAAAACUCUGGUCCAUUACUUGAAAAGAUACGCAAUAUUAUCUCUUAGCCUUUUCUUGAAAUCUAUUGAUCAGCUAAUUCAGAUUCGUGUUGAGUAAGUUCACUAAGGAAAUAAAUUGUACUAUACCAAUAAGUUCUUCAUUCCUAAAGGUUCGAACCUGAAACCUCUUGACGGUGAAACUAAAAAAGAUGACAGAAGUUGAAGUUCCUAACUAUUUUCUUUGCCCAAUCUCAAUGCAACUGAUGAGGGAUCCAGUCACAACAUCAAGUGGAAUAACCUAUGAUAGAGAAAACAUAGAGAAAUGGUUAAUCAAAUUCAAGAACACAACUUGUCCAGUCACAAAACAAGAGUUGUUGACUAUUGAUCUUACCCCUAACCACACUCUCCGCCGUCUGAUCCAAUCUUGGUGCAUCAUGAAUUCUUCAAAUGGUAUUGAGCCAAUUCCAAAUCCAAAGCCUCAAGUAACAAAAAUCCAUGUUUUAAAACUCCUUAAACAAGCUAUGGAAUCCCAAGAAAUGCAACUUUCUUGCUUGAGGAAACUUAGAUCCAUUGCCCAUUCAAGUGAGAGCAACAAGAAGUGUUUAGAAUCAGUUUGGGUUAUAGAUUUCUUAGCUUCAAUUAUAAAGAAGAAAGAUAUGGCUUUUGUUGAAGAUUCAAAGCAUGUGUCAUCUGACAUCGUUUCGCGAAAAAUUCUGCAUACGUCACUGGAGUUCACUGAGGCAAGUGAUGAAGCAUUGGAUAUUCUCUUCAAUCUUAAUCCCUCUAAUGAAGAUUUAAAAAAGAUCAUCUCUCAAGAUGAACUUUUCUUGGAUUCUUUAUUGCAUUUCUUGAAAUGUGGGAAUUACCAAUCUCGAGCCUAUGCAAUAACCCUAUUAAAAUCAGCUCUCAAUGUAGCUGAUCCAGGGUUUUUAAUUGGUGUAAAACAAGAAUAUUUUAAAGAAAUAUUAUCUGUUUUGAAAAUCAAAAUAUCACAACAAGCUACCAAGGCUGCACUUAAAUUACUAGUGGAACUUUGUCCAUGGGGGAGAAAUAGAAUCAAAGCAAUUGAAGUUGGAGCAGUUUCAACCCUAAUUGAGCUACUUCUUGACACAAAUGAAAGAAGAUCAUGUGAAUUGAUCUUAGCAAUUCUACACCAACUUUGCAGCUGCGCCGAGGGCCGAGCUGAGUUAUCGAGCCAUGGGGCUGGAGUCGCCAUUGUUUCCAAGAAAAUUCUUAGGGUUUCUCAAGUGGCAAGUGAUAGAGCAGUGCGGAUUCUUUCUUCUAUUUCGAAAUUUUCGGCGAAUUCUAGGGUUCUUCAAGAAAUGUUGCAAGUGGGAGUUGUGUCAAAGUUGUGUUUGGUGCUUCAAGUGAAUAGUAGUUUAAAGACCAAGGAUAGAGCUCAAGAAGUUCUUAGGUUACAUUCUAGGGUUUGGAGAGAUUCUUCUUGUAUUCCUCCUUAUUUGCUCUCUUCUUAUCCUUCAUAAAAGAAAAUUGAUUUUGUUUUGGCCUUUUCAUGUUUGGAUGGAUCAAUUGAACUUGUAUAUAUUGAUGGUGAAAUUUUGUUGUUACACUCCCUAUGUAAUAUAGCU